AUGAAAGAAAUGAACCCCGGUGAACAGAAGAGCGGAUUAGCUGAAUCUGAGGCUGAUACUGAAAUGGACACAUCACCUGAUACAAACCCAACAGAGGCGACGGCAUCUCCUACAAGAAAUAGCUCUACUUUGGACCCUAGUGACAAACAUCAAUGUACUUCCCAUCAAUCUAAUAAUACCAUGCAAACAGAGAUUUCAUUUAUUCCCACUCUAGGAGAUUUCGAAGUCAUACCGUCAGAAAUAUUUGAAAUCAUUUUAGGGUUUGUUUCAGUGAAAGAUAUCAGUAUGAUGAGCAUGACAUCGAAGAUUAUCAACAGCUGUGUUAUUAAUUACAUCUCAUCUCCUCCUGGAAAUAAGAGACUUUUUCCACGGGAUUUCCAUAACCAUGAACUAUCUGACUGUACAAGAUCCUCCAUUCUGGAACACUAUGGAUCAUUAGGCUUAUUGUUUAAAAGGUGUACUUUACUGCGCCCUACAAAAGAGAGACUGAAGUACAUACACAAAAUUCUAUCAGAAAUUUCCUGUUUCAAAUUCAAUGGCUGCUCAGAUCCUUUGCAUUGUUUCGGAUUACAAUGUUAUGGAGUAUUUUUACAGACCUUAACAGCUGGUUGGGAUGAAUGUGAAUGUCAUCGAGUUUACAGUUUUCUCUGUGAAGUCACCAAUUUACCUCAGAAAAUGGAGAAAGUUUUCAACAGCAAGCCUGGACGCUUCCGUAAAUUGGAACUGAGGAUAAGGACAUUUUGCCGUGGUGUAUUUCUAAACCAUUGGAUUGAUCGGAAUGAUUCAGCAUUUUGGCUCAGGUGUAUUUUGAAUCCAUGGCCAAUGGUAAAUCAAGCUCGGCUGCUGUAUCUAAUAUUUGGGCCUGUAUCUACACUGGAUGGAUAUGUUGCUUGGCAGAAUAUGAUUCAACACGAAGCAGAUGAAAACAGUUUGAAAGAGCUUGCAGAGGCUGUUAAACUAUUACAUUACACUCUUGCAAAUGAGUCGCUGGAGAAUGAUGUUGUCAUGCUGCUAGAGCAGCUUACAGUAAUCCCUCAGGAAUGGCAUCUUGAAAACAUUGCUCGGUUCCUUAUUUUGUGUGAAAGCAACAUCUGCGUCUCUUUUAUGGUGAAUAAAGCUGUGAAUGGCCAAGCUAUGGAAUUGGCAAGGCUGGUGGUAUUCCUGGCAUUGGUAUGCGAGAAGGACAUCUAUUGCAUGGACUGGGCUGUACAGACAAUGCAAAAAGUCUGCAAUAUCAUCAAUAGUGCACAUGAAAAGAAUGUUUUUUUGCAGAAUAUAGAGAAUACUUUUGCACAAAUGAUCAUGGAUGCUCUACAGUUUGUGAUAUCUGGAGAGCAUGAUGAUGAAGAGACUGUUUUUUUAUAUCUUUUUCAUCUGGUCAACGCACAAGCAAAUUUUCAUAAAGAAAUCCUUUAUUUAACCAUGAAUUACGAAAUGUAA
Notechis scutatus (mainland tiger snake) is the source of this 1440-nucleotide messenger RNA. It is a transcript of the gene FBXO47, whose product is annotated as F-box protein 47. The record is from RefSeq and is a predicted model, not a curated record. Lineage: Eukaryota; Metazoa; Chordata; Lepidosauria; Squamata; Elapidae.